ACAUCCACAUCCACUUUUCAAUUGUUUUUAUUUUCAGCUUUAUUAUUAGUAGGUUGCUGUGUUUGCUCAACACGAACUAACGCAAGCACGCACAGAUUUAACAAAUGGCCAAAGGUUUCAAGAUCAAGAUUUCCAGAGUCUUCCCCUUCAAAUCUUGCCGAUCCAGACAUCCCUCCACUCUCCCCUUCACUCCUGUCCCUUCUUUCUCCCGACUUCCUCCAGUCAACCUCCAUUUCCCUCCUCCACCACCGCCACCACCGUCAUCGAAGCCAUAUUACUCCUCCAUAAAACGCCAUGUUUCGUCCGCGUUUUCAUCCAUGGGUUGUAGCUUCGGGUCAAGAUCCAGCUCUCACUACCUCUCUGAUACGGACUACACCGAUUCACCGCCACCUCCCACACCAGAAUUCCACUGGGAAAAAGAUCACAAAUGGCACGUGAUUGCCAAAGUCCAAGACGACGGAAGUAACGACACUCGCCGGGUCAAAAUUGCCGAAUCCUUCGACAACGACGGUGUUUUACCUCCUCCGCCACGUCCCAACACGGAGGACAAGCAACGGCUACAGAGGAAGAAGAAAACGACAAGCAAGAUUCGAAUAAGUACUACGUCGUCCGGAGAUAGUGGCUUAUUCAGCAGCGAAAGCUUCGACGACGAAGAGACAGAAACCUUAGUCUCACCUCCUAGAAGCUUCUCGACAGAUUCGAGUACCAGGAGGCAUAAAAAGAAGGGAAACAAGAGAAAGGUGAGACGGUGCAUUUUGAGGGAGAUGAAUCCGAGGUUGUCGUCGGCGUCGGAGAGCGAUUCACCGGCGAGGUUAUCGUUGUUUUUGCAGAGGAUGAUAUCGAGCGCGGUGGAGGGGAAGGUGAGGGAGAGCUUUGCGGUGGUGAAGAGGUCGGAGGACCCAUAUGAGGAUUUCAAGAGGUCGAUGGUGGAGAUGAUAUUGGAGAAGCAGAUGUUCGAAGAAAAAGAUCUGGAGCAGCUCUUGCAGUGUUUCUUGUCGUUGAAUUCCCAGCAACACCAUGAGGUGAUAGUCCAGGCUUUCGUUGAGAUUUGGGAGGCUUUGUUUUGUGGAAGAUCCACGAGCUUUAGGGUUUCUUGAUUUAGAAGAUGUAAGUCAUCAAAAUAAUGAAUAAAUUACCAUUUUUUUG
This is a messenger RNA of Rubroshorea leprosula, 1146 nucleotides long. The record is from the annotation of a GenBank genome assembly. NCBI's taxonomy places the organism in Eukaryota, Viridiplantae, Streptophyta, Magnoliopsida, Malvales, Dipterocarpaceae.